CUUCAUUUGUCUGUAGGCUACUUCUUUAAACCUGGAGCCGCCACCGCAUUCGCACUCCGGCUUCUCUGAAACAUUUGCCCAAACCGGCUACCAGGAAAGACUCCGUUACAUAAGAGAGGCGGCACACAGAAGCUGCAAGUGUCAAUAAACUUGAAGCAUCUCUGAAAAGGCAGCGGACGCGCAGAACUUUACGCACGGAUACACCACUUCAUGCGGCUUUUCAACACUUCCCGACUUCUUCGCUGAGCUACUGUGAAGCAACAAGGCAAGAUGUUCCCUCUGCCGAUGUUCACACCGGACCAGGUCGCCCGGGUGUGCGAGAACCUGGAGGAGACCGGGGAUAUCGAGCGCCUCGGCCGGUUCCUCUGGUCCCUGCCUGCCGCUGUCCCUGGCUCCGCCGGAGAAGCGCUGAACCGACACGAGUCCGUAAUGCGAGCGAGAGCGCUGGUCGCCUUCCACGGAGGAAACUUUGAGGCUCUUUACCAGAUUCUCCAGAGCCACCGGUUUACGCGCGAGUCGCACGCAAAGCUCCAGGACCUGUGGCUGGACGCGCACUACCGAGAGGCGGAGAGGCUUCGAGGGCGGCCGCUGGGCCCUGUGGAGAAGUACCGGAUCCGCAAGAAGUUCCCGCUGCCCCGCACCAUCUGGGACGGCGAGCAGAAGACGCACUGCUUUAAGGUAAAUACCCUGGAAAGAACUCGCAGUUUGCUGAGAGAGUGGUAUCUCCAGGAUCCCUACCCAAACCCGUCCAGGAAACGCCACUUGGCCCAGGCCACGGGACUCACGCCCACGCAAGUCGGUAACUGGUUCAAGAACCGCCGCCAAAGAGACCGCGCCGCUUCAGCAAAGAACAGACUGCAGCAGGACUCCUCCCUCCUGCCCUCUGAAAGCUCACCUGACGGCUCACUUCAGGAGCGCCACCGUCACCCCCACCUGCUGCCUAACUCCCCUCGCCACCUGGGCAGCCCGGAGGCCAGCGACUGCAGCACAGAACCAGAGCGCAGAGGAACAGGAGCGUCCACCCCAGACAUCUCUGUCAGCAGCGACAGCGAGUUCGAGUCUUGAGAUUAAGGACUCUUUUCACGGGGAGACACUGUGCUCCCUGCAGGCUGUCAUCACAUUCAGACAUACUUUAAAGACACUUGAACUGUGAGCGUGGCUGAGGUGUUCUCAGUGGGAGGAGGGCGAGGACGAGGCCACCUGUGGCUGUGGCUGUGACUGGACAAUGUAAAGGAAAGAUAUGCACUUAAAGAAGCACCAUGGCACAUGACCUUGACUGUUAUACGUAUUAGUUUUGCGCUGACCGUGACUCAGCGCUGUAGAAGAGUAAACAUCCACAGCUACUUCUAGAUCAAACACUGUAUUUUCAACUCUCAGGGAAAAAAGUCUUUAUAGAAAGAAUGCCAAUGGUGUUUAGAUAAUGUGAAUGUUAAUGUUUUAAGUUUUUAGGUCAUUUUUUAAUAGUUUUUCUGGAAGCUUCAUACAUCUGUCUGGUUACUGUGAGCACACAAUGAUUAAUGCCUUGAGUAGGCUGUUAUUGUAUAUCAGUAUGUUGACAUGCACAUUAAUAUUGUAAUUAUUUGAUUCAACUUUGGAAAGGGAUCUUCAGUUGCUAUAAUUGGCUAAUCAAGCCGAUAAAGUAUCUUAAAUUAAACACAGGAUUUUGUCAUGUCAAUGCAAAGUCAUGCUUUAUCCAGUGUUGUUGUUUUCAGUAUUGAGAAUUUACUGCAAUGUUUUAUUCUUACACAAUAUAAAUGUAUGACUGUUAGUGGUGGUUUACUAGUUUACUAGUACCACAAUCUUGUAAACAAACCAUGUGAAUUAUUACCUCAACCUUGUUAACCAAUGUAAUCAGGGUAUAAUGUGCAUGUAAACAUAUUGGCAAACAAAAUUAACACAUUUCACUGCCUUAAAAUGAAACUAAGGGCAUCACUCUUUUACAUUGCAAUGACAAGUAAUAAGCUUAGACUGUAUGUGAACUCUAUUAAAUUAACAAUACACACGUGCUGCUUAAAAUACAAACUAUUUUGUUAUUAGCUGUUUUACCUGUUCAUUUCUCUUGUGGUUACUGAAGUCUGCUGAGCUGUUGUGAAUGCUCCUGAUCUGCUCAGAUGAUGAAUUCCUGCAGGAGCUGACACAGAACAGAUGAAUCAGAAAGCAUGUCAUCGGUCUUAACUCAAUGUGCCUCUUACAUUUGAGAACAGUGAGACCUAGUCAGAUAUGAUUAUGUCCUCUCGUGUCUACAAGACACUCAAAGGCCUACUGUUUGCUGUCUUUCUUACAAUCAUCAUUUCUCAUGACACAUUUCUGCAUUUCAAUGAAAAUGUGUAUUUUGUAAAUGCUUUAUGUAAAUAAAUGAACCUAUUUUUAUCCAAA
Amphiprion ocellaris (clown anemonefish) is the source of this 2376-nucleotide messenger RNA. It is a transcript of the gene six7, whose product is annotated as SIX homeobox 7. The record is from RefSeq and is a predicted model, not a curated record. Gene Ontology annotation, cellular component: transcription regulator complex; nucleus. Bases 271 to 1065 code for a protein of 264 amino acids. Lineage: Eukaryota; Metazoa; Chordata; Actinopteri; Pomacentridae. The transcript is spliced from 3 exons. Gene Ontology annotation, molecular function: RNA polymerase II cis-regulatory region sequence-specific DNA binding; DNA-binding transcription factor activity, RNA polymerase II-specific. Gene Ontology annotation, biological process: regulation of transcription by RNA polymerase II; eye development.